UGUUUUCAAAGAAUCAAUUAUUCUUUAUGAGUUUGAAGUUGGAGGGAAAAUACAACUUCCCUGUUCAUACGUAACGUAUCCUGCUGUUACGUUUGUCAAAUGGAGUACCGACUCAGAGUGUGGUUUGAAAGAUGAUAUGAUCGGACCUAUACUAAAUCCAGAUCUGAUAAUUUAUAAUGCAACGACUUGUAAUUCAGGGAAUUAUCAAUGCUGUGUAAAAAACAGUAUAGUUUUAACAAUUUCGUCAGUGUGUGGAAACAACAUCUUAGUCGGUUAUAGGCCUAUUGUAAUAGUGAUAAGAGAACCGAUUGUAGCAGAAUACCAAACGCGACAUACCAUAGAAUGUAGCAUAAAAGCCUUUCCUAAUAUCACCUCCGUAGAGUGGAAUAUUACAACCGAGGCUGGAACGAAAAUCUUUUCAUCUGAUGAAAACAACUUAGGAAAAUAUUUUGGAUCUUCAGUAACUUCUCCGUCACUAGAUAUCUUAAUGGCAGAUUUUACGGACACGGGCCGGUAUAUAUGUACAGCUGAAAACAUCUUUGGGAAAUCGUCAAGUACUGUAGUUUAUAUACAAAUGUAUGGAAUUUCGCUGACAGUGUCAUCUACUUAUUACACAGUUGUUUACGGCAAUGAUGUUGAAUUGAAAUGUAAUAUUACUGGAAGACCAGACAUUACCAAAGUAACUUGGAGUAUGCAAAAAGGGACCGGCGAACAUCAAAUUAAUAUGGCUAACAUAUUGAAAUAUAACGGAUCAACGUUGUCAGAACAUUCUCUUACAAUAUAUAAUGUGAUAUUUGAAGAUGAUGGGAUUUACUUUUGUGGAGCAGGGAAUAGUUACGAGAAUAGAACAAGUCAGGAAAUCACACUUACAGUUACUAGUGAUCAAACUUUGACAACCACUACAGCUCAAAAUCCUGGAACUACAUCUACUUCAACGACGUCCACUACAAUACAAAAUCCUGAAACUACAUCUCCUACAACGACGUCCACUUCAACUCAAAAUCCUGGAACUACAUCUCCUUCAACGACGUCUACUACAACUCAAAAUCCUGGAACUACAUCUGCAUCAACGACGUCCACUUCAACUCAAAAUCCUGGAACUGUAUCUGCAUCAACGACGCUAACUACACCACCAACGACUACAAAACCUGAGGAGAUUUCAUGCCAAUGUCCAUGCAGCUCUCUUGGAAUUGGAGCAAGGCAAGAUCUAUCCAACUAUACAAUAGAUGAACUUCUCGAAAUGUUGGCUCCUCAACUGGCAAAAGUGGAGAAAGAAUUGUCCGUUGACAAAUCUAACUUGUCGGCAACGAUUAAUAAAAGGAUAAGUGCAAAAGAUGAGAGAAAGUCUUCUCAGUCCAUUGGCAUUCUUGGAAUAGUCUUCAUUGUUUCCGUCAUAUUGGGCGUCGUUAUCAUAGAUUUGAUGUCAAUUGUGGAAUUCAUGAAACCUAAAUUGAAAAAAAAAAGGAAAAACUGAUGCUUCAAAACCAGAAGAACGUUCAGAAUAGAUGAUAUCAUUUUAUGGAUAAAAAUCCAUAUUUC
Messenger RNA from Mytilus californianus (California mussel), 1539 nucleotides. Its product is annotated as mucin-22-like. The transcript is spliced from 5 exons. Gene Ontology annotation, molecular function: cell adhesion molecule binding. Gene Ontology annotation, biological process: cell-cell adhesion. The record is from RefSeq and is a predicted model, not a curated record. Gene Ontology annotation, cellular component: cell-cell junction. NCBI's taxonomy places the organism in Eukaryota, Metazoa, Mollusca, Bivalvia, Mytilida, Mytilidae. The coding region runs from base 137 to 1474 and encodes 445 amino acids.